Symbiodinium sp. CCMP2592 is the source of this 1304-nucleotide messenger RNA. Lineage: Eukaryota; Dinophyceae; Suessiales; Symbiodiniaceae. The record is from the annotation of a GenBank genome assembly.
AUGUGCCAGCCGCUUGCCGGUGCGGCGCCGGAGGCAGAAGGGCUGGGUGAUGGCCCACAGGGCGAUGAAGCCUUCGAGGGCACCGUGGCGAAGGUUCGUCACCAUGGUCGUCUCGUGUUUGUGAAGCUCUCCGACGAAACCGGAGCCGAAUUCGAUGUAGUCUUCGACUGGAGGUUUUUCGAGCAUGAAAACAGCCCGCGACCGUUCCCUCCCAAGUCCGGGAUCAAGGCGGGCGAUCGUAUCAUCGGACUUUUGGGCUUGCCCUCGGACCCUGGGGCGCCGCCCCGCGCCCGGCAGCUCUCCGCGCGCGAGCCGGGUGCCAAGCUGACUACGAGUGCCGCUCCGAUUCGGCGGACGGGAGCUGUCGCUUCCUCGGGCUGCGCACCCUGCCUGCGCUGCGGAGCCAGUCAGCGCAGGUUCGACCUGGCUCGUGGCCUGCGUGCGCAUCUGCGCGAAGCACAUGCUGCCGACAUGAUCGCCGCCAUUGCGAAGGGCGAGGACGAGGGCGCCUGGCUUGAGCGGGAAGUUGCUGCAGCCGUCAAUGCGGGCGUCUUCGCCCGCCGGGGCGCCGGGGGUGCCCCUCGCCGGAAUGCCGGGCACCAGCGGGGCACUGGCUUGGUGCAGAGAGACGAUCGGCCGGCUGUUCCUGGACAAUGGGAAUCGGAGGGCCUGGACGCCGCGCGCCGCGGCGACGUGCCAAGGCUCAGGGAGCUGUUGUCGGAUGGCUGGCGGCCGUUUGACGCCGAGUCGCUGGACCACAACGGCGCAUCUGCUUUGGACUGGGCUGCCGGAGCUGGGCACAGGGAGGUCGUGGAGUUGCUGCUGCCCCUGGCAGAAGGCAUCCAGUGCUGCCGCCGCGAUGGGCGCGGGCCCGCGCACUGGGCAGCACGGCAUGGGCGAACGGAGGUGCUGCGCUUGCUUGUGGAGAGGAGAGCCUUCGUGAACUUACGCACCACGAAUGGCGGUACCAUGCUGAUGCUUGCUAGUUAUGGUGGGCAUUUGGAGGCCUGUGAGGCGCUCCUCGAGCUCCGGGCGGACCUCUUCGCGCGGAAUGCCUGGGACUGUGACGCAGGGCAUUUUGCUGCCAUGGGUGGAAGUGUUGCUGUUUGCCGCUGGCUGGCCACACAAGGCCUUUCACUGUGUCGCCCACAAGUUUCUGGUCACACCGCUUUGGACAAGGCCAUGGAUGCAGGACAAGAGGAAGUGGUGCGCUUUCUCCGGGGUGACGGACUGGAAGUGCAGGCAGAGGUGCCCCUGCCAGAGAUCUCCGCAAGCGGAUCAGAGGAGGGCCAAAGUGCUACCCA